ACAACCCAAAGAAAAAUAUCCAUGGCAGAACAACAAACAAUCUGAACCCACCACAACUGAAGCCUCACUUCCUUAGCCAAAUAAUGAAAGAUUUCGUCGUCAUCCUUGGCAGUUCCUCCAUUCCCAACUCUCCGCCACCGCCCAAUCUCCGCCACCGCCACCACUCUUCACCUAACAAAAUCAACUCGUCUUUCCACAAGCUUUCUCCUUCCGAAAAUCAACCUCAACCCAUCUCUUCUUCAGUCCCCACCUCCCAUUCUCAUCAACACCCUUACCCUCCCCUCUCCUCCACCGUCCGAUGGAACCCCUCUUCCCGCCGCGACUUCCCGCUCAAGUACUACGCGGACCUUGCCUCGAAGCUGGCGGAGGAUGGCCGUCUCGAGGACUUUGCAAUGACGGCGGAUAUGGUCGUUGCUUCAGGUGUUAAUGCUUUGCGUUUUGCUUCUAUGUUGAGUGUUGAGAUUGUUUCUAAAGGGGUUGCUUUGAGUGUUCGAGAAGGGAAAGUUAAAAACGUCGUUGAAGUGUUUAAGAAAGUUGAGAAGCUUGGGGUUGCUCCUCUGAAAUUAGUUAAUGGCAUUGGUUUGGAUUCUUUGAAAAGGGAAUUUCAAAGGAUUUUGGGUUCUGGUGAAGUGGAGGAAGCUGUUGAUUUGUUGGAGGCUCUAAGAGGUUUUCAAUUCACAAUCAAGGAAUUAGUGAAUCCAUCACACAUUGUAAAAAUCUGUGUUGAUAAGAGAAACCCAAAUCUGGCAAUAAGGUAUGCUUGCCUACUGCCACAUGCACGUAUAAUGUUCUGUAGCAUUAUAUGUGAAUUUGGAAAGAGGAGGGAUUUGGCAUCUGCAUUGACAGCAUAUGAAUUGUCCAAGAACAUGAGUGGUCCUAAUAUGUAUCUAUACCGUGCUAUAAUCGACACUUGUGGUCUCUGUGGUGAUUACAUGAAAUCUAGAAAUAUCUACCAGGAGGACUUAGUCAAUCAAAGGGUCUCUCCCAAUAUAUAUGUAUUCAACAGUCUCAUGAAUGUCAAUGCUCAUGAUCUGGGAUACACAUUAGAUGUUUACAAGGACAUGCAAAAUCUUGGUAUCGCAGCAGAUACGGCAUGUUAUAACAUCCUUUUAAAGGCAUGCUGCCUGGCUCACAGAGUUGAUUUGGCGCAAGAUAUUUACAAUGAAGUGAAGCAUCUAGAGUCAACAGGAGUGUUGAAGUUGGAUGCCUUUACUUAUUGCACGAUCGUUAAGGUCUUUGCAGAUGCAAGGUUAUGGCAAAAGGCACUGAAAAUUAAAGAAGAUAUGAUAUCAGCUGGGGUUACCCCUAACACAGUUACAUGGUCAUCAUUGAUCAACUCAUGUGCCAAUGCAGGUCUAGUUGUACAGGCAUUUCAAUUAUUUGAAGAGAUGAUUCUCUCUAGAUGUGAACCUAAUUCACAAUGUUGCAACGUUCUUCUACAUGCCUGUGUCGAGGCUAGCCAGUAUGACCGGGCUUUUCGCCUUUUCCGCUCCUGGAUGGGAGGCCAGGAGGGCAAUAUAGAUAGUACGUUAAAGCAAGUAAACAAUGGAACUUCAGUUUCUACUGUGUCAAACCACAUAACUAAUUCACAUCAUCAUAGUUUUUUGAAAAAGUUUUCUUUCAAACCUACGACAGCAACAUAUAAUAUUUUAAUGAAGGCAUGUUGUACUGACUACUAUCGUGCAAAAGCGAUAAUGGAUGAGAUGAAGUCUCUUGGCCUUUCACCAAACCAUGUAAGCUGGACGACUUUGAUCAAUAUAUGUGGGGGUUCAGGCAAUGUAGAAGGUGCAGUUCAGAUCUUGAAAACAAUGCAUAUGACUGGAAUUAAACCGGAUGUUGUCGCAUAUACAACAGCAAUGAAGGUUUGUGUGGAAGGGAAAAGGUUGAAGUUAGCUUUUUCAUUAUUUGAAGAAAUGAAGAGAUAUCGUGUUCAACCUAAUUUGGUAACGUAUAAUACACUUUUGAGAGCCCGUAGCAAAUACGGUUCCUUACAUGAAGUACAGCAGUGCCUAGCUGUGUAUCAGGAAAUGCGAAAAGCAGGGUACGAAUCCAAUGACAUUUAUCUCAAGGAACUCAUUGAAGAAUGGUGUGAAGGUGUAAUAAAAGAAAACAACCAGAAACAAGAAGGGUUAAGUGCCUGCAAAAGAACUGACCUGGAAAGACCUCACGGUCUACUGCUUGAAAAGAUUGCAGUGCACCUGCAGAUGAGUACAACAGAAAGCCCGGCUAUUGACAUUCGCAGACUUACAAAGGUUGAAGCUCGGAUAGUUGUUCUUGCUGUUUUGCGAAUGAUCAAAGAGAACUACAUCCAAGGGCAUUCAGUAAAAGAUGAUAUGUUGAUAAUCCUAGGAGUCGGUGAAAGGUAUGAGGAAGCAGCCAAUGUAAUAAUAUCCGGGGUGAAAGAUGCAGUAAUGAAACUUCUGCAGGACGAAUUGGGGCUUGAGGUACUACCGGUUGAACCUCGAGUUAAAAAGGACAGAUGGGUAGAUUUGCAGGCUCCUAUUGAUGCAAAUACGGUUUUAUUAGAAGCAGCUGAAAAUAACAGUUUAUCAGAAAAGCCCUUAUCUUCUACCAGGAGACCUGUGAUUCUGCAAAGGUUAAAAGUUACAAGGAAAUCAUUGAAUCGUUGGCUCCAGAGAAGGGCAGAUUUUAUUACGUGAGUGUUUAUGUAUUAACCUCAAUUUUGUGCAUUAUUUUUUCUACAAUAAUUUUUUAAAUAGAUCUAAAAGAGAACAAGAGAGUCACUGUACAAGUAUUGUAAGAUUGAAGAUGAGGUCAACCGUAUAGAUGUUGUAUGACCGAAUUUAACUCAAAAUUUUAUGAAAUAAAAUGAGGUUAUUUUAUUUG
Messenger RNA from Hibiscus syriacus, 2847 nucleotides. Its product is annotated as pentatricopeptide repeat-containing protein At5g02830, chloroplastic. The coding region runs from base 84 to 2660 and encodes 858 amino acids. The record is from RefSeq and is a predicted model, not a curated record. The transcript has 12 exons. Gene Ontology annotation, molecular function: protein binding. Lineage: Eukaryota; Viridiplantae; Streptophyta; Magnoliopsida; Malvales; Malvaceae.